Messenger RNA from Poecilia latipinna (sailfin molly), 2815 nucleotides. Its product is annotated as kinesin-like protein KIF20B. NCBI's taxonomy places the organism in Eukaryota, Metazoa, Chordata, Actinopteri, Cyprinodontiformes, Poeciliidae. The transcript has 18 exons. The record is from RefSeq and is a predicted model, not a curated record. The annotation marks the transcript as partial.
CACUUCUCCUCACUUGUCCAGGUGGUGACGGUUACCUCCCAGCCUGUUGCCCUGGACAACAGCGCCUGCCACAAGUCAGCAAUGGAGCUGUCUCUCUUCAUCAAUGAAGCUGACCAGCGCAGAAACAUGCUGAACCAGGGCAGGAGGAGCUCGCUCGUUGCCUGGGAGACAAGCCUGGAAGAUGUCCCGGAGGCUGAAGACCAUGAGGAGUGGGAGGAAGAGGAAGAGAGUGCGAUGGAGGGAACAGUGCUCGAGACUGGAGGGGAGGAGGAUGGGGACCAGACUAUGGAGGAGGAAGUGGGGAAGGAGGCGGCACUCCGUUUGGUUCUGGAGGCUCAAAUCAGAGAAGAAGUCAGCUCUGAGUUCAUGGAGCUGUUCAACAAGAUGGAAAAAGAUUACAGCGAGCGUCUGGAGAAGGAGAGGGAGAUCUUGGAGGAGCGCGCUGAGAAGAGGAUGGAGAUCCUAAAAAACCUUGUCAGUAAAACAGUCGACCUGACCACAUCCAGCAAUGAUGGCUGCAUGGAGGCAGCGGAUUUUGGGGGAAUCAUCAGCUCCAUGACUGAAGACCUGAAGAAGAUUAGAGAUGAUGCUCAGAGCGUCCAACAUUGUCUGUCUGAACAGACAGACGCUGCAGAGUUGGAGGCGCUGCGGUUAGAGAAGCUGCAGUCUCAUGAGCAGUUGCAGGAAGCCAUGAAGAGACCGGCCACCUGUACCUGUGGGAGGAGGACCAGAGAGGACCAGAUAGCAGGGGAGGAGAGGAAGGAGAGCUGUAAGCGCCAACGAGAUGACGCAGAGGGGCAGGGAGGAGGAGCAGUCAAGAAGAGAGUAGCCCUGGAAGAAGAAAUCUGGAGGCUGCAGGAGGAAGACGACAAGAAAGAUGAGACCAUCAGUGAGCUGAGGAGGGGGCUGGAGGAGCUGAAGAACGACAACCUGGAGUUGGAAAGGAAGGUUCAGGAGCUGACAGGUGCUGAUCUGGAUGAGUGUCUGAACUCUGUGCUUUCGUCUCUGGAGGUGGAGAAGAAGGAAACAGCCAGGCUACAGAAGGAGAACAAAGCUCUUGUGAAUGGCAUCUUCCAGCUGCAGACUGAGGUAACUGCCCUGCAGAUGCAGCUCAAACAGCAGACUGACACGUGCAACAGCCAGUCAAAGCAGCUAGACUUUACUAAGUUGCGCACUCAGUACCUGGAGAACCAAUUAGAGGAGAGUUUUUCCUCAAUUAAAAGUCUCACAGAAGAAGUGGCGUGUCUGAGACAGGAAGUCAAGCAGGAGGAACAGGGCAGCAGCAUCAAUGUGGUUGCCAUGGAGGAGCUGAAGAAGAAGAGUGAAGCAGCGGAGCAGAGGUCUGCUCACAUCUCCCAACAGAUGGAAGAGCUGCAGCGAGAGAAGAGGCAACUGGAAGAGCAGCUGGCUCUCAGCAACAGCAGCUGUGUGGUGCUCAGGCAGGAGUUGGAAAAUCAGAGAGCAGAAUUGAGCCAGCAACUGCAGAAUCUGAGGGCAGAACUAGAGUCAGAGGGUGGAGCUCUGCAGUACAGACUGGAGGAUGAGGUGGCAGGACUGCAGCGAGUCAUGCUGGAGAAGGAGCAACUACUGGAGGAUAGCCGACAGCAAGCAGAGACUCUGAGGCGAGAGCUGCAGUGUCUGAAGGAGAAACUGCACAGGAGGGUUGAAGAGGAGGAGAAGGAGAAUCAGAGUGGGAGGAGGCAAGGGAGUAGGAGAAAGGCGCAGAGGGAGAAUCUGCACAGAGAUGCUCAGGAUGUCUGUGCUUCUCCUUUGCGGUCCACCAUGGCUGACAGGAAGAAGCUCUCCAAGACAGUGAAGAGGAAAAGGAAAAGCAGUGAGAUAGAGGGUUUGGUGUUCAGUGAAAACAAGAGGAACAGAGUUAAAGAGAAAGCUUGCAGCAACAAACUAGACGAUGGUAUGCUGCAGAAGAUUGAAGAACUGAUCCAGAACUCUCCAUCCAUUCUCCACAGCAAAGGUGAAGUAGUGAUUCUUGGACAUGAGCACCAGUUUCCUGUCCCUGGAGGUGAUCCUGCCUCGUUCAUGGAGGCCGUCACUACGGCAACUAGACCACGGCGAGGACGAAAGAAGCUGUUUAAGCUGGAUGUCUCAUCUCCGCUGCUGGACUCUCCACACACCAUGCCAGGUGGAAAUGAGGAAGACAAAGAGAGCGAUCACCUGAUCAUCAGAAGACAUCUGCGCUCCAACCGUAGAAAGUGACCUGUGCUGCCAGGUUCUGAUUCUUGGACUUUUUAUGUUUGAUAUGAAAAUUGAUGGUGAUGCAACUAUGCUCAGAACCAGUUAUAGUAAGAAUACCCAAGAAGACAGAUGUCAUUAAAGGUUCUUCAUUCUGGCAUUUUUGAUUACAUCAGAAACACUGUAAUGAGACUUUGUUCAUUGAAAACAGCUGGAUCAAAUGCCAGGAGACAAUCCAGACUGAAGGUGAGUCAGAAGGGUAAAAACAUUAAUCAGCGUGAUGAUGUGAUUGUUUAGUCACCAAAAGAUCAUCUUAAAUCCAGUAGGACCCAAUGCUUCCUCUGUUUUCAUGAGUCAAAAAUAAAUAUGGCUUAAGGUUCUGACACCAUUUAAAAUCUCUUGGAGUAAAAUAUUGAUGUGAUAUGAUCAGCUAAAUCCUCUGACUAACUGCAGGUUGAUUCUCAUUUUGCGUGAAGGAACUUUUGUUAGUGCAGAAUGGAUUUUUUUAAGUAAAAUCCUCAGACACAUCCUAGGUUUUAUUUUGUUGAUGUAAAGAAAGGUGACAGCAGGUUGACCAUGUUUCAGUUGAUACUUUUUGUAAUAAAAUUUUUAUCUCCUUAAA